UUUUCUAUGUUUGCUGUCCCGUUUUAAUAUGUAAACACUUUCCUCUCACAGCAACGCAGAAAGUAGUUCAGUUCGAUAUUUCUCCGCGUGAACGGAGACAGAGUUUAUGUCUGUAUAUGGACUACUACCCUGGGUUCCCCACAAAGAUGGCGUUGACACUGCAGCAUCUUGCAUAUGUCGUAUGUUUGCUAUAUUCUUCGACCAGCGAAUUUACACAGAAUGGCAGAGACUUUACACACAACGUAGACUUAGAGCAUGAUGUGACUGGAGAAAAACUUCAAGUGAAAAGUUAUGGACGACUGGCAAAUAUUAUUACUCUGGAUGACACGGAGGGGGUAAAGCGCGUUCUGUGCAAGGGUCCGAACAUCCUAGUAAUCGUAAACCACAGCAGCCUGGCGUCCACCUGGUCUCCUGGUGACAUCGUGAUGGGGAGCAGCAAGUGGGGGUGUUACCUGAGUCCACCCCCACACAGCGUUGCUGGGAUACACCGUAAAAUAGACAGCAUAAAGAUCCGGUCCGACAGAAAAGUAGAACUAUCAACAUCUGUUGCAAAUUUUGUAGAUAUGUUUGAACAUGCGAAGAUAUUCUAUCGGCACGAGCCUGGAAAAGUGACAAAUGACUCACACCAUCGCCAGAAGAGGGCAGGGUUUCUUAAGGACUUGUUGACAAAAAAGUUAACACCAAUCCAUUGGAGUGUUAACGAAAGAGGCGUAGGGAGCAACUUUAAUUAUGACCAGUCAUCAGGAAGGGCUGGUGGACAAUUCAAAGCCAAAGUGAGCCGUGAGAAGGACUUAUCGUUUGAAAGCGGAAGCACGCUUCUUAAUCACGAGCGGUCCCAGGAAUCCCCCGGGAGGAACUGGCAUAUGAAUGGUGAAGUUGCAACUGAACUUAACUGUAUAUCUUGUUAUGCAUAUUUCGACAGUUCAUUUACUUUUGAGCUUGAAAUUGAUAUGGACCCUGCGACCAAAAGAGGCCGUUUGAAACAUUAUUUGCUUCAGUUUGAUGCGGAGGCUAAGGUCAAUUAUGAGUUGGAAUUAAAGGUUAAUGGUGAAGUCUCUGCGGACCUGGAAAUGUUACUGUGGAAGGGGAAGCCCAUUCCUGUCAUCUCUUUCCCUCUCAUACCUCUCCCUCUCGGGGCAACGGUAAAACUGGACGUGUCCGUUAAUGCAGCGUUGUGGUUUGAAGCUAAUUUUGAAGCAAGCUCCGAAUUUUCGUCGACAUUUGGUUUCACGUCAGUUGCGAAAUACACUCUAACACAUUCAAAGGAAAGGGGCUUGGACUCCACUACAGAGUUAAGACCUUUUACGCCGCUUCGAUCUACCGUUAACUUAAAUGGAGAUGCAGAGGGGUAUAUGUCUAUCUAUCCAAAGUUUGAAAUAGACGUUGGCGUAUCCUGGGGCUUUGGCGACCUAUUCAGCAUUGCAUUUACUGCGCCCUUUGAAAUAAGCCUCAAACCUGAACUGAAUCUGCACUUCGACUUUGAGAAUGAGAUGGGUGCACUUGCAACAGGACAUUUUCGUAUCACAGGCGGCUUGAAACUCGUCCUUGCCAAGAAGAAAGCAGUUAGCCUGAGUGUUGUGGCAAUGGGAAGAACAUGGUGGGAACACGCGUUUAACCACGAUACAUUUAAUAAACCCAUACCCUUAGCAAAAGACAAAACCAUUGUAAACAAGAGAGGCAUGGUUUGCUUGGCACAGAGAAAUGGAAGUCGACGUAAACGGAGCACGAAGCCAUGUUCAAUAAGCAAUGAGUACAAGAAAGGGGGUGAGAUAAACGGGCAUUUGCAAAGCAAGUUUUCUGUGCUGCGCGACUUGGUGAAAACCGUCACAAGGAAAGAUUUAGAGGUGGUAGGAAGUGCCGAUAACGGUAACACAGCUGUUCUGAGACUCAGAGGAGCUAGACAGACGGAUAUGCGUUUAAUCAAGAACUGGACAACAUGUGGAGAAAAUUUCUGUGAUUCCAAAAUACUUCCGGACAAUACUUUAGCCAUAAGGAUACCAGAGGAUACGGCGAUCCUGCUCUACCUAAAGCAGCCAAAAACGCAUUGCGCGUUUUCAUUCUCCCAGUGGGCCAGGGGGAUGCCACAGUUAUCCAGUGUCCGAGAAACGGACGUUAUGCUGGGGACAUCAUAUUUAUAG
Molecule: messenger RNA, 2138 nt
Organism: Lingula anatina
Lineage: Eukaryota; Metazoa; Brachiopoda; Lingulata; Lingulida; Lingulidae
Biological process (GO): cell-cell signaling
Source: RefSeq, a predicted model, not a curated record